This is a messenger RNA of Lithohypha guttulata, 1542 nucleotides long. It is a transcript of the gene VMA2, whose product is annotated as Vacuolar ATP synthase subunit B. The coding region runs from base 1 to 1542 and encodes 513 amino acids. Gene Ontology annotation, molecular function: proton-transporting ATPase activity, rotational mechanism; ATP binding. The transcript is spliced from 3 exons. NCBI's taxonomy places the organism in Eukaryota, Fungi, Ascomycota, Eurotiomycetes, Chaetothyriales, Trichomeriaceae. The record is from RefSeq and is a predicted model, not a curated record. Gene Ontology annotation, cellular component: proton-transporting V-type ATPase, V1 domain. Gene Ontology annotation, biological process: ATP metabolic process; proton transmembrane transport; vacuolar acidification.
AUGGCUGAAACGGCGGAGCUGGAUGCGCGCAUGACCUCGAUCAAGCCUCGCCUGAAGUACAAUACUAUUGGAGGCGUCAAUGGUCCUCUGGUCAUUUUGGACAAUGUCAAAUUCCCACGAUACAACGAGAUUGUCAGCUUGACUCUACCAGAUGGCUCUGAAAGAAGCGGUCAAGUGUUGGAGGCAAGAGGUGACCGUGCAGUUGUGCAGGUAUUUGAAGGAACUACUGGUAUCGAUGUCAAGAAGACAAAAGUCGAAUUCACCGGACACAGCUUGAAGCUUGGUGUGUCGGAAGACAUGCUGGGUCGUGUUUUCGAUGGAUCAGGAAGAGCUAUAGACAAAGGCCCCAAGGUGUUGGCAGAAGAUUAUCUUGACAUCAACGGCUCGCCGAUUAAUCCAUAUUCAAGAGUAUAUCCAGAGGAAAUGAUCAUGACAGGUAUCUCUGCUAUUGACACAAUGAACUCGGUCGCUCGUGGUCAGAAAAUCCCUAUCUUCUCCUCCGCCGGUCUACCUCACAAUGAAAUUGCUGCCCAGAUUUGUCGUCAAGCAGGUCUAGUGAAACAGCAGGCUAGCAAGGGCAUACACGAUGACCACGAGGACAACUUCUCUAUUGUCUUUGGUGCUAUGGGUGUGAACAUGGAAACUGCAAGAUUCUUCCAAAGAGAUUUUGAAGAGAACGGGUCUAUGGAGCGUGUCACACUGUUCAUGAACUUGGCCAACGAUCCUACGAUUGAACGUAUCAUUACCCCUCGAUUGGCUCUUACAACAGCAGAAUACUACGCUUACCAGCUUGAAAAGCACGUUCUAGUCAUCUUGACGGAUUUGUCCUCCUACUGCGAUGCCUUGCGAGAAGUUUCCGCUGCCCGAGAAGAGGUGCCAGGUCGACGUGGUUACCCAGGUUACAUGUAUACCGAUUUGUCUACAAUCUACGAAAGAGCUGGUCGUGUUGAAGGUCGAAAUGGCUCAAUCACACAAAUACCUAUCUUGACUAUGCCUAACGACGAUAUUACACAUCCUAUUCCUGAUUUGACAGGCUACAUCACGGAGGGCCAGAUCUUCGUUGAUCGACAGCUGUACAAUAAGGGCGUCUACCCUCCAAUCAACGUCUUGCCAUCCCUAUCCCGACUGAUGAAGUCUGCUAUUGGUGAAGGUCUGACGCGUAAAGAUCACGGCGAUGUCUCAAACCAGCUAUAUGCCAAAUAUGCCAUUGGUCGAGACGCUGCAUCCAUGAAAGCUGUUGUUGGUGAAGAGGCUUUGUCUUCAGAAGACAAGUUAUCGAUCGAGUUCUUGGAGAAGUUCGAGAGAAAUUUCAUCAAUCAAUCGCCAUAUGAGAAGAGAAGUAUCUUCGAUUCGCUUGAUCUUGGCUGGAACCUGCUCAGGAUCUUCCCGAAGGAACUCCUUAACAGAAUACCAGCUAAGGUGCUUGAUGAGUUCUAUGCAAGGAAGGGAAAGGGUACUGACAAGAAAGGCAACAAGGAUACGAAGGAUAACACGAAGGACGGCAAGCAAGUCAACGGAGAUAGCCAAGAUUUGCUUGACUGA